This is a messenger RNA of Symbiodinium sp. CCMP2592, 3858 nucleotides long. The record is from the annotation of a GenBank genome assembly. NCBI's taxonomy places the organism in Eukaryota, Dinophyceae, Suessiales, Symbiodiniaceae.
AUGGCUAUGGCGGUGCCUGGGCAGCAUGGAUGUGAGCUGGCGCUGCUUAGGGCAGAGAUGGAAGCCGCACGCCGGGGCGCCGCCGAGGCGCGGGAGGCCCUGAGCCAGUCGGCGGAGCUCGGCCAGCUGCUGCUCUCGAGGAAUGAAGCCUUGGAGCAGGAACUGGAGGUGCUUCGACUUGAGAAGUCGCGGAUUUCAGCUUCAGAGGCAAGUCGCCGUGAGAGGCUUGAGGAGGAGUGCCGACGUUUAGAGUUGGAGCUUGAGCAGAGGGACGGGCAGAAGGCCCGGCAGCUGCGUCUGCAGAGCGCGGCCUCGGCAGACUCGGACGAGGAGCUGAGCGUGGAGCAGAUGAGGCAGAGGCUGAAGCGCUCUGAGCAAAGCGAGCAGGAGCAUCGAGAAGCCGCCUGCCUUGCCGAAGAACAUGCCGCUGCUCUCGAGGAGAAGCAUCAGAAGCUGGAAGAUGAGCACCGCAGGCUCCAGGCAGAGUGCCGGCAGCUGAAGAGCCAGCGAAGCCUGCGCACCAGCAGCCCCACGCCCAAGGAGGAGGAGCCGGAGGAGCAGGAAGAGGAGGAGCGGGAGGCCUUGGUGCGGGCGCGGCAGCGCUGGCGCCGCGCGGGCAGCGCCGUCGUGCAGCGCCUGAGCGGUGGGCAGCACACGGGCGGCUUCGCUGGCGACGGGCGCGCCGAGAGGGCGUCCGAAGACGCGAACGAGCCUGAGCCUUCUCAGCCUUCUCAGCCUUCGCCGCCUUCGCCGCCUUCGCCUUCGCGGCGCAGCGAGCGCUCCGAGGAGUGGGCUUCCGAGCGCAGCGUGGCGUGCGAUGCGACGUGGCGGGCCGAGAAGGCGCAGAUGGAGAGCCGAUCCCAAGAACUCGAUGAGGAGAACACCACUUUGAGACUCCUCUUGGAGGAGGAAAGUCAAAGGACCCAGGCUCUCAUGCAGCAAGUAGACUACCUCGCCGACCUCCUGCAGGAGCGGCAGACUCAGAGCGGCGCCCGGGACAUGCUGAAGUCGCUUGGCCUCUCGCGCGAGCCCUCGCCGGACGGCGCGCUCGCCGCCUGCGACGCCCAUGCCAAGGAGGGAAGCCAGCCGCCAAGGGAGCCCGCCCAGGAGGUGAAGUUCCAGCUGCGCUCCAGGGACCGCUCCAGGGGACCUGCAGAGGCUCAGAGCCUGGAGAGCUUCCUGGCGGACCUCCGGUCUCGCUCUCCCUCCGUAAGCCGGAAGCGGAGCCGGCCUCCCCACGUCACUUUGGAGGACUUCUUGGGGGAGAAGCCCAGCUGCCUCUUCGACGUCACAGCCUCCACGCGAGCGGCAGCCAGGCUGCCGGGGCAGAAGGCGACGGAGCCGCCCUCGCAGGCCUCGCUUCUGGAGCUCCUGGGCUGGCGGCGCUGCCAGGCUUGCGGCUCCCUGACCUGGUCCCCGCUCGCGGGCCAAAGGAGCCUGCGGAGCGGCCCCAAGAAGAGCGCCAAAGCCUGGACCUUGGCCCUCGCCGACCAGGUCCUCCCCUCUGCCAGGCACACGGAGUCACGAGUCAUAGAGGUUGCAGUUGAGAUCACGCUGCAAGCGGUUUCAGGAGCAGAUGGGCAUGUCUGCCUACCGGCCGUGGACGCAGAUGUAGAGCACAUGUCUGAUGUCCAUCUGGGCAGCAGGACCCCCAAGGGCGCAGGAACUCUGCAGAGGAAGGCCAGCGUCGCAAGCCGAUCCGAGGGCGCAACUCCCGACGCUGAGCGGAGCGAGCGCUCCUACGAUGGGUACUAUCCCGAGGAGGGAUGGUGGGAAGAGGAAGGGUACGGCCACCAUCUGCACCACUUCAACGGGUACGAGACCUCGUACUACGAGGAGUGGCCUGGCGAGGGUGGACGUCAGGAUGACAUCGAGGUGGACCUCUACUCCAUGGUCUUUGUUCUCGAUGAGUGCCUCACGCCGAAGGAUUUGUACAACGGCAUUGAGCUAGACGAUAGCAGCUUCGUAUUUUCCCUGGAGGCAGAUGACGUGGCGCCGCAGACACCUGCUGCAUGGAGGGCCAGACCUUUGAAAAUUCACCCGGAACCUCCGCCGAUCAACCAGCGAAAGGAUCCCGGGUCUGGCACUCCGACACGGAGCGGCGCUGCGACGGUCGAUGCAAGCACAGGCAACAACACGCCCACGGGAGGUCGCACUCCUCGACAGAAGGUGUCCACGCCGCCGAAGCUGGAGACGCCACCACCCAAGGACCUGCCGCCCCUGGUGGGGCCCGCGGGGCCGGGGCCCCCUAUGGCGGCGUCCGCCUCGAGGGUGGAGCCUUCCACCAUGGAGGACUCCGAGCCCUCCGACGAGGCUCUCAUGGAUCCAGGUAAGACCAGCGCGAAGAUCCACAUCAGCAACCGACAGCUGGAGCACCUGAAGCAGAAGAUGCAGGUCUUAAAGCAGCGGAAGAGCACCCCCGCUGAGGAGCGGGAAAAGGAGAAGGAGAAGGAUGUCAAGCACAAGGAGGAAGGCGCCAAGGAGGCCAAAGAGGCUUCAAAGGAAGCCGAGAAAGCCGAGAAGGGCGACGAGGAUGCGGAGAUCCCGAAUGUGUCCAAGAGGAUGGAGGGCAAGGUCCAUUCCAACUGUCCUGGCGCACACGGACUCAGCUUCUUCCUGACUCCGGAGAAUGGCUGGUGGUGCAGCGUCUGUGAGAAGGAGCAUGUAAAGGGUUCCGGCUUCUAUGGAUGUCGCCAGUGCGACUACGAUGAAUGCCAGCGCUGCGCGCUGACGCCGCAGCCGGCGUCCAAAGCUGCCGCACCGCAGCCAGAAUCUGUCAACAACUCCCAUGCCGAAACGACCAGCCGUGGCAACAACGCCAUGAAGACGCCGCCUCCACCGCCUCCGCCUCCGCAGAAAGGACCCCCAGGAGCGGCCAAGACUCCGCCGGCCCCGCCAGAUCCGAACAAAGGCUCCUCAAACGCGGCAUCCUCCUCGUCCUCGUCCACUUCCGGCCAAGAGUCCGGUCGGUCGAAGUCCAAGUCGAAGUCUUCGACACGCUCGCGCUCCUCACCCGUUCGAAGGAAGGGCAAGGAUGCGAAGAAGGACAAGGAGAAGAAGAAAGAGGAGAAGAAGGAUGGAAAGAAGAAGGAUCCAAAGAAGAGCCAGGCCAAGCGGAAAGCCACGGCGAAGGUGAAGGUGAAGAAGAGCAUGAAAAGGCCCCAGAAGCCUACGAAAUCUGCCUCUCGAUCCCGAUCUUCGGAAAACUCGGAGUCCAAGUCCAAUGGAGAAAAGGAGAAGAAAAAGAAGAAGACCAAAAAGUCUGAUGGCAAGCGUGCUGCGGAUCCAAAGCUCGUCCCUCGCAAGGAGCCCGAGAGGUGGGAGCCGAAGCGAAGGAAAGACGAGAAAGAGGUGUCGCCGCCCCCAAAGCGGAAGGCAGAGCGCUCUCGUUCCCGCGACACGUCGCCCUCUGCCGCGCAAAGUGAAGCGCAAAGCGAGGCACCAGCCGGGCCGCCCAAGAAGCGCUCUGCCGCUUCCGGCGCCGCCAACGCCCUGUCGGUUCCGGUCACGGAGACACGAGCUCCGGCCGUGAGCCUGACCCGUGCGGCGGUCCGACGCAACGACGACGAGAAGCGUUCUCCGGAGGCGCGGCGUUGGCAGUCUCAGGAGGCUCGAAAUCGUCCACAGGCUCGGGACGGCCAGGAGCUGCUCCGAAGGGUUCUUCGUGCCCAGCUUUGCCCUGGAAAGCGGGCGCAAAGCACGCGAGCAACCAAGGAGGGGGAGCCCCGGGCGACCUUGGUCCCUCCAUCGCGAAAGGAUGCGUCUUCCGACGAAGCGAGCCCUCCGCGCGCGACAUUGAGGCCCCCUCAGGACCGUGCGAAGAAGGCUUUGGAAGCUCGCAAGCCGCGGCGGGUCUGA